Ustilago hordei is the source of this 1065-nucleotide messenger RNA. RefSeq lists its product as uncharacterized. Gene Ontology annotation, biological process: fungal-type cell wall polysaccharide metabolic process. The record is from RefSeq and is a predicted model, not a curated record. The transcript has a single exon. Gene Ontology annotation, cellular component: fungal-type cell wall. Bases 1 to 1065 code for a protein of 354 amino acids. Lineage: Eukaryota; Fungi; Basidiomycota; Ustilaginomycetes; Ustilaginales; Ustilaginaceae.
AUGCGCUUCUCACUACAGCUCUUGGUCGCCGCCUUUGCCGCCCUCCUCUGCGCCGUCUCCUCUACCGAGGCCAAGCUUUCGCGUGGUCUCGCCUGGGGUGUCAACGACAACUACGGCCCUCGUAUCGCAAAAGGUCUUGUCAAGUGGUAUUGGCACUGGCAGGAUGGUCCCAACCCCAAAUUCGAGGGUAAGCUCCACUGGGUUCCUUGCUUCUGGGGUCCCAAGUACUACUCGCAAUGGAACCAGCGUAAGCAGGAGAUGAAGGGCAACCUCCCCAAGCACAUCCUCAGCUUCAACGAGCCCGAAAUCGCCGGUCAGUCCAAUCUCGACCCCAAGUACGCCGCCAAGCUUCACAUGAAGGAGCUUCAACCUUACGCUCGCAAGGGUGUCAAGAUCAGCUCCCCGCAGAUGGUCUACAAGACCGAAUGGCUUCAGGAAUUCAUGAACGAGUGCAACAAGCUCGGAUGCACGAUCGACUUCAUCGCUAUCCACUGGUACGGCACCACCCGCGACAUGGCAAAGUUAAAGAAAUGGAUCAAGACCAUCCACAAGCGCUUUAACAAGCCCAUCUGGGUCACCGAGUACGGUAUCACGGCCGCUUCCGGUUCCAACAUGAACGCUAUCAAGAAGUUUCACAUGGAUGCUACCGCAUGGAUGACUUCGGUCAAGUACGUUGAGCGUGCUGCUUGGCUUGGAUGCUUCGAGAUCGACAACCCUCCUGACUCGUACGCCAACCACAAGAACGCUUUCCUCAACGCCAACGGUUCUCUUCGUGACAUUGCCUAUUGGUACCUCUACUCGCACAGGCCUGUCAAGCGAUCCACUCACUCCAACCGUGCCUUGCCCACUUUGCACCUUGCUCGCCGCGCUGUCACCCACAAGGACGAGGAGGGCAACGUCAUUGUCGAUGACGAGGAUGUCUUUGAGGAGCCUACCAACAUUGUCGAGUGCGACGAGUACUGCCAAGCACGCGACAAGGCUAUCGCCGAAUACGAGGCCCAGAAUGGAGCCAUCUCUGAUGAAGACGAGCUGGAUGACGAAAACGAGGCCGAAGAUGAGGAAUAA